UCAACUUCCGGGGGCAGAGGUGUUUGAAGCCGGGUGGUGUGUGGGCUCUCCCAACUUGUGUGGCUGGGGUCGCGCCCCUGGUGUGCUCCGCGGGUUUGUGUGCUGGGGGGUGGCUCUCCUAACUGCGUAGCUCGGCGGCGCGACUGUGGCAGCGGCGGCGGCGAGAGGGAGCAGGUGCUCGGAAAGAAUGGAUGAUGACGAUUUUGGUGGUUUUGAGGCUGCAGAGAUUUUUGAUGGUGGAAGUGGUGAAAACCAAACUACAUCUCCUGCUAUUCCUUGGGCUGCUUUUCCUACAGACGAGGAAUCUGUGGUUUAGAUGGGUUUGUGUAAUUUGCCAAAGGCUGCAUAGCAGGCAAAAAUGCAAUUUGCAUUGUGAGCUGCCUUCCAGAAAUUAUGGUAGAACUUCGCUGACGUUGCCACUGAUGCCAAUGUGGAGUAAAGUGUCUGGAGUCCAUCUUUCUCCAGCUUCUCCUGCGAUUGUGCUGGACCAUGACCACUCUUCUCCUUCAGGUGGCUGCCUCUCUUCUGAGCACAUCGUUUCAUCACCAGAGAUGACACAUGCCGACAACAGUGUUAUCAGCCAGACUGUUCCGAAAACACCGAUUCAGCAAUCAACACACACUGAUCUGGAUAUCUCACUUUUUCCAUUGGGUUUAACUGAUGAGAAAAGUAAUGGAACAAUUGCUCUUGUGGAUGAUUCUGAGGAUCCUGGAGCCAAUGUAUCAAACAUACAGCUUCAGCAGAAAAUUUCAAGCCUGGAGAUGAAACUCAAAGUUUCUGAAGAAGAAAAACAGAGAAUUAAAAAGGAUGUGGAACUGUUGCUAGAAAAGCAUAGUGUCUUGGAAAAAGAUUUCCUUAAAGAAAAAGAGCAAGAGGCCAUUUCUUUUCAAGAUAGAUACAAAGAACUUCAGGAAAAACAUAAACAAGAAUUGGAAGACAUGAGGAAAGCUGGUCAUGAAGCCCUCAGCAUUAUUGUGGAUGAAUAUAAGGCACUACUACAGUCUUCAGUUAAGCAACAAGUAGAAGCUAUUGAAAAACAGUACAUUUCUGCAAUUGAGAAACAAGCACACAAGUGUGAAGAGUUGCUAAAUGCUCAGCACCAGAGGCUCCUCGAAAUGCUAGAGGUAGAGAAGGACCUGUUAAAAGAAAAGAUAAAGGAAGCUUUGACUCAGCAGUCUCAAGAACAGAAGGAAAUAUUUGAAAGAUGUUUGGAGGAAGAAAGGCAAAGAAAUAAGGAGACAUUAGUGUCCGCUGCAAAGCUUGAGAAAGAAGCAAUGAAGGUUGAAGUUUUAAAAGCCAUAGAAGAAGAAAGAAAAAAAUUGGAUAAAGCUCAUGCUGAAGAACGGGAAUUAUGGAAGACUGAGCAUGCAAAAGAUCAAGAACAAGUAUCUCAGGCAAUUGAAAAAGCUAUACAAGAACAAAGAAAAAUUAGUCAGCUCUCAGAGUGCUGACAACCAGACAGGAAAUGGGAAGAUUCUUUUCUGAGGAAUCCAGACAGCUCAAGAAAAAAGACCUAAAUAUAUUGGUAUCAAAAAUUGCCCCGAGGAAGCAACUCAGCCAGAUUGCUCUGCUGUAAGAUCACAGUCUAUAAACCACAAUUGCGCGCACAGAGACGUUACUCAGCAUUUUCGUGCUCCCCUCGUUAAACAUGAGCAAAUAGCCAAGUAUGAAGAGUCAAGUUCUACGAAAAGCAGAGAAGAAAGCAGAUGUUGUGGGGACAUGAAGAGUUUAAAAAAAUUAUUAUUAACCUCCUCAGCAGUAAAAGAAGAUUUUACCUCUAUGAAACAUUAAAACUUCAAAAUAUGGUAGAGAGUUAAAAACAUGAAGUUAUAGAAGUCUUUCAGAGAAAUGGAUAUAAAAAUACAAAAAAUGAAAACAGCAGUGAAAAGAUCAGAAAAUUAGGCAAUUAACUCAGGAGGUUCAUUAGUUGAAUCGUAGGAUUUUGAGGGGAAAAAACAAAAUAGAAUACAGGAAAUAAUUAUAAUAAAUUAUUAUUAUUAAAGGAAAAAACUCCCAGAAUUGAAGGACAUGAGUUUCUAGAAUGUAAGAUAUGAAUUUCUAGAUAGACCUAUAACUAGGUUUGUCAGGAAUAUUUUGAGAAACAGCUAAAUGCAUAAAAGUUCCCAUACAGGAAAAAAAAAUAUGCAAAUGAUGAGGAAUCAGAAUGGAAUCAGACUCAACAACCUUUAAAACUGCAGACAUUUCCAAGCUAGUGAGACUAUAAAUUAAGUGUGAAGAUAGAAUAAAGGCAUUAUAUUCAGACAACGGAGUGUGUUUAGAAAGCUAGAGGUACUAUUCAAUAGAGAUACAGUAGAUCCCUGGAAAUAUGCCUGAGGGAGAUCCCAAAAUAGCUAUGUAACAGAGCUAGAGAGCAACCAACCCAGUUUGGAGACAUCUCUCCAAGAAGAUAAACAUAAUGGAAUUUCUGAUGUAUUUGAAAAUAAUGACUAGAUAUUUAGACAAUGAGAGUUUGGAAAUCAGUUCAUACUACACAUUUGCUCAGGCCAAUAUAAUGUUACUUUAGUAACACUGUCGUUUUUGACCCCAAGUCUUAAGAGGCCUUACAUUCUUUUGCUCUUUUGCAACUCUAUCCAGCAGCUAUGUGAAAAAUCCUGAGCUAGUCUGCUGGACAAUGGGAAACUGCAGUAAGGAGAAACAGGCUAUUCUCUUUGAUUCCAUUCUAGCAAUAACAGCCAAGUCAGCCCCCGCGUUGAUUACAGACAGAUACCUGGGAGAGUCCAGCCAAGACCGAGAGAACUGUCCAGCUGAGCCCAGCCCAGGUGGCCAAUGCAGAAUCGUGACCUGCAUCAGGGAUUGGCAGGCUUUUUUUCUGUAAAGGGCCAGAUAGUAAAUAUUGGGGAUUGAAUGGGUCAAGAGGCUUAAUUGAGAGUAUUAUAUAGGUACUUACAUAAUGAAAACCACAAAUUGUUGCAGUUUUUUAUGGAUGAAAGUAAAAAUACAGUAAAAUAAUAUAGAUCUAGUGAGAAGAAGAGAAUUUUGGGGGGGAUGGAGUUUUUUUGUUGUGAUUUAAAGUUAGGUAUCCCUAUCAAAAAUGGUUGCAAAUACUCAUUAAUGCUGAUAUAACUGAGAUUCAUCAUUCAUAUCAUCUUUUAAAAUAUCUUUCACACAGGUACUGGCAAAUUUUGAUAUCAGUCAACGAGUAUGUGAUUUUAAUUGAGCAUAUUCAUCACUAGACAGGCAUUUUUAUAAUUACUAUCUAUUAAUGUUUUCCAUUUAGCAUAUAAUUACAGUGCAGACUAAUUACUUUCCAUUAAAAGUUAGAGGAAAGUAUCUCAGAUGCAUAGUAAAUGGAUUUUGAAAUAUGCACAUUUCAUUUGUACUACCAAUGGAACUGUGUUUUGAGCUCGUAAAUUUCUGUAGGAACAGAAGUCUCACUUCUCCUUUUAAUCAUUGAUGCUCAGGAAGUAUAUAAAGCAGUUUCCUGUGAUUCAAACACUCAUCUUCUAAGGUGUAUUUUUACAACCACACGAAACUUUUUAAAUGACACAUAAUUAAAUACAUAAAGAAUAAGCUGUAUAGAAACAAAAAAUAAUUAAAGCACAUAUUUGUCCCAGAAAAUGUUUGAUACAAUAGAUUACCUCCCACAGAUCACAAUGGAGUUGAUUGCUGAGAAUUUUUCUGUGUUUUAACUGUGUUGACAAUCCUUAAAUAAAAUUGCACUGAUAAAGAACAAACAACCAAGGCUACUUAUUAAUUCAAGAUUCUGUGACUGUGGAAAUGUAUGGUCAAUUUAAUGGGUACUAAAGCAUAA
Phyllostomus hastatus (greater spear-nosed bat) is the source of this 3772-nucleotide messenger RNA. It is a transcript of the gene CCDC91, whose product is annotated as coiled-coil domain containing 91. NCBI's taxonomy places the organism in Eukaryota, Metazoa, Chordata, Mammalia, Chiroptera, Phyllostomidae. The transcript has 14 exons. The record is from RefSeq and is a predicted model, not a curated record. Gene Ontology annotation, biological process: Golgi to lysosome transport. Gene Ontology annotation, cellular component: trans-Golgi network. Bases 192 to 1451 code for a protein of 419 amino acids.